AUGGGGAACCGGAUCAUCCGGAUCAUCCCGGGUCGGGAACCGAUCGACAGGACCAUCCGGGUGGAGAAACCGGACUCAACCGUACCAUCCCCGUGGGGGACCGGAACCCAACCGGACCAUCCGGGUGAGGUGCCGGGUCGGGAACCGACCGACCGGACCAUCCGGGUGGGGAGCCGGAUCAACCGGGUCAUCCGGGUGGGGAACCGGAUCAAACCGGGUCAUCCGGGUGGGGAACCGGAUCGACCGGGAACCGGACUGGGAACCGGAUCAUCCGGGUCAUCCGGAUGGGGAACCGUAUCAUCCGGGUCAAUCCGGGUGGAGAACCGGAUCAACCGGACCAUCCGGUUGGGGUACCGGGUGGGAACCGGACCAACCGGACAGGGAACCGAAGACGGGAAGCCGGAUCAUCCGGGUCAUCCGUAUGGGGAAUUGGAUCGACCGGGUGAUCCGGGUGGGGAACCGGAUCAGCCGGGCAAGCCCGAUGGGGAACCGGCCGGACCAAUCGGACCGUCCGGGUGGGGAGCCGAAUCGACCGGGUGGGAAAUCGGACCAACCGGGUGGGGAACCGGACCAACCGGACCAUCCGGGUGGGGAACCGGGUCGGGAACCGGAUCAACCCGACCAUCCGGUUGGGAACCGGACCAAUCGGACCGUCCGGGUGGGGAGCCGAAUCGACCGGGUGGGAAAUCGGACCAACCGGGUGGGGAACCGGACCAACCGGACCAUCCGGGUGGGGAACCGGGUCGGGAACCGGAUCAACCCGACCAUCCGGUUGGGGAACCGGACCAAUCGGACCGUCCGGGUGGGGAGCCGAAUCGACCGGGUGGGAAAUCGGACCAACCGGGUGGGGAACCGGACCAACCGGACCAUCCGGGUGGGGAACCGGGUCGGGAACCGGAUCAACCCGACCAUCCGGUUGGGGAACCGGACCAAUCGGACCGUCCGGGUGGGGAGCCGAAUCGACCGGGUGGGAAAUCGGACCAACCGGUGGGGAACCCGGUGCGGUUUCCGGGGGGGGAGGGUCGGGAGCCGGGUCAACCGGACCAUCCGGACGGGGAACCGGAUGAUCCGGGUGGUCCGGGUGGGGAAGCGGACCAACCGGACCAACCGGUGCGGUACCCCGGUGGAAACCGGACCAAACGGGUGGGGAACCGGGUGGGGUACCGGGUCGGGGAACCGGAUCAACCGGACCAUCCGGACGGGGAACCGGAUCAUCCGGGUGGUCCGGGUGGGGUGCCAAAUCGACCGUGCGGGGAGUCGGACCAGCCGGACCAUCCGGGUGGGGUACCGGGUCGGGAACCGGAUCAACCGGACCAUCCGGAUGGGGAACCGGAUCAUCCGGGAAGGGAACCGGAUCGACCGGGUCUAGGGUGGGAACCGGACCAUCCGGGUCGGUCGGGUCGGAACCCGGAUCCGGAACCGGGUGUUGAACCGUAUCAACCGGAUGGGAGCCGGAUGGACCCAAUCGGACGGACAAGCCGGACCGAAAACGGGUGGGAACCGGAUCGGAACCGGGUGGAGAGCCGAAUGGGCCGGUUCGGUCGGAUCAACCGGGCCGGAAACGGGUGGGUAACCGGAUCAACCGCCCCAGCCGGGUGA
Molecule: messenger RNA, 1599 nt
Organism: Closterium sp. NIES-65
Lineage: Eukaryota; Viridiplantae; Streptophyta; Zygnematophyceae; Desmidiales; Closteriaceae
Source: the annotation of a GenBank genome assembly